UCAAAGGGCCCUAAGUCCACUGGCUUUUAUGCACUAGGUGCACUUGAGUCAGGCACGUAAAGAGCUCAGCAUUGAGACGUGCCAGUCUCUGCUGUUUAUACCGCUGCUAGGAAUAUCUACUGAGGGGCAGAUCUGACAGGACCUUACUAGUGCAGGACGGGGGAAAGCCAGAAUAAUCAACUCUUGUGAAUUUGUUCUUUUUCCAUAGCAAAAAGCAAAGGAUUAAACUUGAAUACGCAUCCCUGUCACUCUACUAAACCGCACAAGAACUUUAUCAAAAUGGCACAGAAGAGGCAGGUGUCUAUGACCCAGGCUAUGACCCUGGCACUGGUUCUGCUCACCUCAGCGGCUUCAGCGGAGGAAUAUGACUAUUACAGCUGGCAAUCUGACAAUUUUCACAGCGGCCGUUUUUACGCCAAGCAGCCGCAGUGUGUGGAUAUUCCAGCCGAGCUGCGGCUCUGCUAUAAUGUGGGCUACAAGAAGAUGAGACUACCAAACCUGUUGGACCACGAAACCAUGCCCGAGGUCAAGCAGCAGGCAGGCAGCUGGGUGCCACUCCUGGCGAAACGCUGCCACGCUGAUACGCAGGUGUUCCUCUGCUCGCUGUUUGCCCCGGUGUGCCUGGACCGGCCGAUCUACCCGUGUCGCUCUCUGUGCGAGGCCGUGCGGGACAGCUGCGCACCGGUCAUGGAGACCUACGGCUUUCCCUGGCCGGAGAUGCUGCAGUGCGAAAAGUUUCCCAUCGACAACGAUCUGUGCAUUCCCAUGCAGUUCGCGGGGGGUCACGCCACUCAAACUCCAGUUUCAAAAGCCUGUCCACCCUGUGACAACGAGUUAAAAGCCGACACCAUAAUGGAACAUUACUGUGCCAGUGACUUUGCUCUCAAGAUGAAGAUUAAAGAGGUAAAAAAAGACAAAGGAGACCGCAAGCUCAUCGCAGCACAGAAGAAGAAGAAGGUUCUGAAGAUGGGAGUAUUGAGGAAGAAGGACUUAAAGAAGCUCACACUGUACAUCAAGAACGGAGCAAACUGCCCCUGCUCACAGUUGGACAACCUCGGGAGCAACUUCCUCAUCAUGGGCCGUAAGGUGGACCAGCAGUUGCUGCUCAUGUCCAUCCACAAGUGGGACAAGAAGAGCAAAGAGCUCAAAUUUGCCCUUAAAUACAUGAAGUCUCAUCAGUGUCCCACCUAUCACACCGUCUUCCAGUGACACUUUCAGAAAUCUUCCAGAGACUGUUUCUAAUUCAGACACAUUUUAUUACAUAACAAGUGGCUUUUGGAAACUGCUUAGGACUAGUUCAUUUCAAAAUGGCUGCACGCUCUUGUCAUUCCAAACUAUCGUGACUUUCUUUUGAUGAACACUGAAUUGUGAAGAAUUCAAACUGGUUGUAGUUUCCAUGCAGAUCAUAAAGGGCACCAAAGCUCAUUUUUUGGUCCGUUCCUCACGCAAAGCUAUGGUAUGGCUUUAGACUUGGAAUACUGCAUAGUGCAUGAGUCAUUUGGACUACUCAUGAUUUAUUUUAUAGUGGUUUUGUGUUUUAUGUGAGGCCUGGUUUUGGUCCAAAUUUAUAGUACAGCGAUACAAAAUAGUGACCAGUUUAGUUCUUUAAAAUAAUUUUUUGUGUUCCAUGGAAGAAAGUCGUAGGUUUGGAAAUGACUUUCAUUGUGACAGUGCUUUUAUAUUUUGGUGAACUAGUCCUUAAUUCCAUCAACAUGUACAGCUACAUUUUAUUUCUGUAUCUGCAUAAAAGGAAUUCUGUAUGAGCGAUCAGCGCACUUAAGAUGCAUAUUUUAGCGAAACUUUCAAGGUUCCCUCAGUCACAACACAACGUCCAAGAUAAGUCACUGCACAAAAUGAGUUAACAAAAGCUUUCAACAUGAGAGCGUACGGUCAAUAAGCAAAUAUUUAUUUGCUAUGGCCAGGAUUCAAUUAAACAAAUGGGAAUAAAGACAUUAACAGUGCCAACAGGUUUUCACUUCUAUCUUGUAGAUAAGGAAUAAAAGUUUUUAUUAUAUAGAUGAAGGUACGAUUGUGAUCAUUAGCACGUGACACGGCUCCGGUUGUGGCUUGAAUCUUGGGAGGUAAGAAAGCAAAUGGAUUGAAAGUGCUUUUGACUGUUGGUCAGGACAGCGCCCAAAUAUGUCGACCGCAGUCUGUGAGCGAAUCUGGACCAUUUUGGUGUUCUAAGAGAGCCCGUCAUAUCAGCCAAGCUUAUGACAGACUCUGGACUCAUAUAAGCAGUUUGGUUGCUGAGGUUUUUUGGGCCUUCUAAUGCUUUCUAAACAGUAUGCAACAUUCUUUUUCUACUAAAAUGAUUAUCUAUUGCUUUAAAUAUACAUACGUGGUAUGGAAAAAGCCUUUUGUUGAGUUCACUGUAAUAAAGCUAAAAUUGUAAAAGUGUUAGGACUGUUUAAUAAGACACUAUAAACAUUGUAAAGGUCUCAUUUAAUUGUUUUUGUAACAGCAUCACAGGGAUUUUUGUUUUACCAGCAGCUACUCUGUUAUCGUCCAAUUUCUGGUUUAACACUCAAGAAGUACACUUAAAAACACACAGUCAUCAUUUCCUCACCAUUUCAAACUGCAUAAGACAACAAAAAAGAUAUUUUGAAGGCGGUGCCCAUUGACUUAAGUUGGAUCUGUGUCCGUACGAUAGAAGUCAAUGGGUACUGCCGUUGUUCGGUUACCAGCAUUCUUAAAAAUAUCUUCUCUUGUGUUUUGCAAAAUAAAUUAAGUCUUACAUGUUCGAAAUGACAGGAGGGUGAGUAAAUGAUGACAGAAUUUUCAUUUUUGGGUGAACUAUCCCUUUAAACCAAAACAACAAAUAGGCUUCAUAACAAGUUUAUCCUGCAAGCUAAAUUAAUUAUUUUAAAAAUGCUUUAAAAAAAAUUGAGUCAUUUUUGAUGUUUUGAUAAAAUCAAAUAAGCCACCAAAGGUUUUUACUUGGUCCAAGUAAGUUUAAAAGAACUGCAGCAUAGAACUGAAUCAGAUCUUACAAACUUGAAAGUAUACAAAUUUGAAAGUAAGUGGAGACCGAGUGGCAUGAGAGGAGAGAGCCAGAGAGACACAAACAUGAGAUAACUGUGAAGAACAGAAAGAGUCCUUGCAUGAAAGCUUAUCAGACGGACAGUCCCGGCCCCUCAAUCUCAUCCCUCUGUCAUCAUCUCAGCAAAGGUCACUUACCGUAAUUAAAAAGGGCCUGAUGGCUGGAGACAGGAGGAACAGGGCUCAGCUUUGUGCCAUAAGGCCCAUGGCAUAAACAACAGCCCAGCACACCAGCAAAUCAAAAGAUCAUUUAGACCCUCGCUCAGCUUCUGUGUCAUACUGAUUUCCCUGAAAGGUUAAUAUCACCGGGAAUGCGGUGCCUAGCCAAAAGUGGCCCCCGACCGUCACUCUCUCUGUCUUUAUCUCACCCUUUUGAUCUCCAAUCCAUCGGCAGGGAAAAGAAUGGCGCCAUUGUGCUUAAACUUGAUUAAAAGCUGGCAGAGACAUAAGCGGACCUUACAGUGUAUUUACACGAAUUCAUAAAUCUGUUACCGCCUUCUUUCAUCACACCUGUAGCUGUUGCUCAUCCUGUUAUGUUUUGCAUCUCUUUAAUCAUAAGGUUUAUACUUAUAAGUUGACAUAAAAAUCUUUUUCAAUUGGAAUAGUGAAACAACAUUGACCCCCAUUGACUUAUAUGGACACAAAACCAAAAAGAAAUGUCUCAAAAUAUCUUGUUUAUCACAAUAUCUUUGUUGUGUUCCAGAGAAGAAAAAGUCAUACAGGUGAACAACAUGAUGGUCAAUAAAGCAAAUCAUUGUAUUAGUUAUGAGUUCAUUAGGGUUUGCAAAACAAGUAUAACAAAGUAACAUAUCAGCUUUCAGUUUUGCACAACGACAUUUGACACUCAUUUAAGAAACUAAAGAAGAACAAAUUUCUGUCUAAAUUGUUAAUAAAAUCAAUUUGUGUGCAA
Messenger RNA from Triplophysa dalaica, 3952 nucleotides. RefSeq names its product secreted frizzled-related protein 5 (gene sfrp5). NCBI's taxonomy places the organism in Eukaryota, Metazoa, Chordata, Actinopteri, Cypriniformes, Nemacheilidae. The transcript has 3 exons. The record is from RefSeq and is a predicted model, not a curated record. Gene Ontology annotation, molecular function: Wnt-protein binding. Gene Ontology annotation, biological process: negative regulation of canonical Wnt signaling pathway; non-canonical Wnt signaling pathway; canonical Wnt signaling pathway. Bases 280 to 1209 code for a protein of 309 amino acids.